Bolinopsis microptera is the source of this 525-nucleotide messenger RNA. RefSeq names its product ribonuclease H-like. Gene Ontology annotation, molecular function: RNA-DNA hybrid ribonuclease activity; nucleic acid binding. Gene Ontology annotation, biological process: DNA replication, removal of RNA primer. The transcript has a single exon. Bases 1 to 525 code for a protein of 174 amino acids. Lineage: Eukaryota; Metazoa; Ctenophora; Tentaculata; Lobata; Bolinopsidae. The record is from RefSeq and is a predicted model, not a curated record.
AUGAUGCUGGGACGGCACUUCACCGUCACAUCUCCUGAAGCCGAUAACACUGAAUAUAGAAAUUCACUUCAAAACACCAUUGACAACAUUACCAGUGAAACGAUCACCUGCUACACUGACGGGUCACUCACAGACUCAGAAUGCGGGGCUGGCUAUAUAAUCACAACUGACAACAAUAACACCACCCUUGAAGAAAGAUCAUUCAAGCUCCCUGAUUAUUGCACUGUUUACCAAACAGAGCUCACCGCCAUCAUUGAAGCUUGCAAAUAUCUCUCUACCUAUACCAACACACAUAUCAUCAUAUGGUCUGACAGUCUCUCAUCUAUACAAGCUAUCUCUGCGCAUUCAACGCGGAGUAGAACUACAAGAGACUGUUACGACUCUCUCAAUGCACUCAGAUCCAACAACACGCUAGAGAUACGAUGGAUUGCAGCACACAUUGGAUUGUGGGGGAACGAAAAAGCAGAUGAGCUGGCCAAGCUUGGUACAAUCAGUGAAUCCACUUUGAAGUGUCCAAUUCCCUAA